Messenger RNA from Oppiella nova, 1167 nucleotides. The record is from the annotation of a GenBank genome assembly. NCBI's taxonomy places the organism in Eukaryota, Metazoa, Arthropoda, Arachnida, Sarcoptiformes, Oppiidae.
UAUUUGCCGACCAGUGAUAUAGAUUUGGUGGUAAUCGGGCGCUGGAACUGUCAGCCCCUCAUAGAGUUGGAGCAGUACUUCCUGAUGAACAGGUAUUGCUAUCCACAGGACAUCCAAGUGCUGGACAGGGCGGCCAUACCUAUCAUUAAGAUGACUGACAGCUGGUCUGGAAUUCGCAUUAAUAUUAGCUUUAAUUUAAAGCAAGUCUUCAAAAGUGUUGAUUUGGUUGUCAAAUACAUGAAAGCGAUGCCUGCAGUGAAGAAACUGUUGUUUAUUAUCAAACAAUUUCUAUUACAACGAGAUUUGAAUGAAGUGUUCAAAGGAGGGCUCAGUUCCUAUUCACUCGUCUUAAUGGUCGUCCACUUCUUUCACAGCCAUUCUGGUGCUAAAGAGGAGACCAAUUUGGGCCGACUUUUGCUACAAUUCCUCGAACUCUAUGGACUUAAACUCAACUACGAAGAAGUGGGCCUUAGGGUCAGGGAUGGGACGUACGUAUCAAAGGCCGAACUCCUCAAGACUAUGGAGAUUCCGAAUGGAGAGACCAUUGGUUACAAUAACUAUAAGCCGUCCCUCCUAUGCAUUGAAGACCCUCUGAAUGCAUACAAUAAUGUCUCGCGAAACUCGUAUGCCGUCCAUAAAGUGAGGGAUGCCUUCGCCUAUGCCUUCCAUACGCUGUAUACGGCUGUCGGACCCAAUCGGGCCGUCGUCGACACCAAUGACUCCCUUUUGGGUCGUAUUAUACGAGUAACCGAUGCGGUGGUCGACCAGAGGAACACCCGUUCCCUUCACUACAAUCCCUACCAACGCACCAAAUGUGGACCCAAUUGUAAGCAGGGUAAUUGGCGCCGACCCCGGCAGUACAGCAACUAUAGUAAUAACUCAAGUUCCGGGUACAGUAGUAAUACGGAUAGUAACGGCACUGAGAGGGCCAACUAUGGUAACAGAGAGCACGGGUAUCACAACCAUUAUAAUCACAAUUAUCAUAAUCAUUGGAAUAAUGGCUAUAAUAAUGGAUAUAAUAAGAGAAACAAAUACUAUAAUAAUAACUACAAUAACGGCGCUAAUUACGAUCAUCAGGGUCGACGCAACUAUUACUCAUUCAAUAACAAUAAUCAUAGAUACAAUCGGAUUGAUAACCAAGAUACAAUCGGAUUGAUAACCAAGUUU